Molecule: messenger RNA, 5088 nt
Organism: Onychostoma macrolepis
Lineage: Eukaryota; Metazoa; Chordata; Actinopteri; Cypriniformes; Cyprinidae
Gene: tbc1d14
Product: TBC1 domain family, member 14
Exons: 15
Coding region: 621-2735 (704 amino acids)
Source: RefSeq, a predicted model, not a curated record
GCAUUCAUUAAAGCUGAUGGACGUUAACUUUAAUCAGCCUGAUGCAGGUUUAGGGGUUUGUUUUAGUUACUAUAGCAACAGUCUGUCCACUGGUUACUGUUAAAGUACCGCCUGUGGUUUUAUUACUUGGAUUCUAGCAAUAAACAGCAUCUACGCAUAAACAAACUUCACCUUCACACCGUGUGUACACGGGACGCGACAAAACUAUAAUCGGUCACCGGAGAGUACAAUACGACUCCGCGGGCAGCAGCGUCGUAGUUUUAUCGCGUCGCUCGGUGUCUACAGGGGCACUGGAGGUCACUUCCUGAUUUACUGACUGUCGGCAAUAUGUCCUAACACUUUCAAAACGCUCUGCCUCUCUUUAAACGACAACGUUUUGCGUGCCUGAAAUACGACGUUACCUCCACAGGUGGAAGUAGCAGUAGUUUUUGACUUUAUUUGAUGCAGACCAGCACUUCAUUCAGUCGUUGCGCAGGUGGAUUUAUCGAUUCGCAUGUGUUCCUGGCACGUUUAUAUCGGUGAGGAUGUUUUAAAAUGGCGGUGGCAGCGUCACAACAGGGUCUGGAGUGAAGGUGAGGAGGUGAUGGACGCACACACAUCUUUUCACCUGCAGCAGGAACAUGGCAGAAGCAGAGCACACGUCCAGUCAAAGCAGUGAUGAUUUCCAGGUGUCAUCGUUCAGCAACUCUUCACACAACCAGUGUUUGCAGACUGCCUCAAAGCCUCUCACCCAAAACCAUGUCAACCAUCACAUGCCCUCAGACUCUCAGCUGCCACACGUUUCCCUCCGCUGCAAAUCAUUCACUCCCUUUAAUGGCACAUGUGAUGAGGAUCGCAGCAGCUUGGCCUCUCAGGACUCUGGAAUCCCCACUCUUGAGAUUAACCCCCCUGAGCACGUUCAUGCUCGAGUCACCACUGCUGAGCUGGUGGUUCCACCUCCACAUGAUGAUAGUCCAGCAACACUAAACUUGGAUAUUUCAGAUAGCUCCGUACUCAAGUCUUCCACCUUCCCACGUUGUGACUUUGAUUUGGUGCGUCCUUAUGGGGCAGGCGGGCUCUCCAGUGCGGCAGGCAAGGGUACUUUGAACCGCAGUGAUGAUAUUUCAGUGUGCAGUGUUUCCAGUUUAAGUACUGAGUUUUCUGCCACGUUGUCUGUCAGUAAUGAGGACUUCCUAGACUUUAUGGUUACAUCCGAGUCCAGUGCUGUUGUUACAUUUGAGAAUGAAGAUGUCUUGCACCGUUCUGACAAUUCACUCUCAUCUCCUACGGACUUGCACGGCAAGCUCAGCAGCCCUCAACGGCAUCCUGUGGGGGUCUCUACACCACAUGAGGCUAGACCCAAGAGACUGGGUCCACUCGCCAGCUUCUUCCACAGGAGUCUUUUUGCUAAGAGGAUGAAGGAUACGGGUGCACUGGAAGAACAGAGAGAGCCUGGCUGGAAGCUGUUCGGUAAAGUUCCACAUAAAGAACUUUCAACCAAAGACUCCAGGAAAAUACAAAAGGAAUAUGAAAGGAGUGGACAGUCAAGCAGUUCCAUAUCUCCCAAGAAGAAUGUAAAAAGGAACCUGGACUUUGAGCCACUUUCAACCACAGCCCUUAUACUGGAGAACCGUCCAGCGAAUCUUCCUGCAAAGCCUGAGGAUGAAGCCCAGAAACACAGACAAGAAUACGAGGAGAUGGUAGCUCAGGCCAAGAAGAGAGAGCUGAAAGAGGCCCAGAAACGGAAAAAACAACUAGAGGACAGGUGCAAACUAGAGGAAAGCAUUGGCAAUGCUGCUCUCACCUGGAGUCAGGAGAUAUUACCCAACUGGCAAAGCAUGUGUUCAUCUAAGCGGGUGAGGGAUUUAUGGUGGCAGGGUCUGCCACCCAGUGUGAGGGGCAAAGUCUGGAGUCUAGCGAUAGGCAAUGAACUAAACAUCACAGAUGAGCUGUAUGACAUCUGUUUGGCAAGAGCCAAAGAAAAGUGGAAUGCCUUUGUAGCCCCAACGGCUGCUGCAGAAACAGAGAGUGAAGACGCAGGCUUGUCUCAUGCUGAUCGAGAGGCCAGUCUAGAACUGAUCAAGUUAGACAUUUCCAGAACCUUUCCCAAUCUCUGUAUUUUCCAACAGGGAGGCCCAUACCAUGAUGUAUUGCACAGCAUUCUGGGAGCUUACACUUGCUAUCGUCCUGAUGUGGGAUAUGUGCAGGGAAUGUCCUUUAUAGCAGCAGUGUUGAUUCUCAACAUGAACACUGCUGAUGCCUUCAUUGCAUUUGCCAAUUUGUUGAACAAGCCUUGUCAAAUGGCUUUCUACAGAGUGGACCACAGCCUUAUGUUGACAUACUUUGCAGCAUUUGAAGUGUUCUUUGAAGAAAAUCUACCAAAGCUUUUUGCACAUUUUAAAAAUAACAACCUGUCCUCUGAUAUUUAUUUAAUUGACUGGAUCUUCACCUUGUACAGUAAAUCACUCCCACUGGACAUCGCAUGCCGUGUGUGGGACGUGUUCUGUCGUGAUGGCGAGGAAUUUCUCUUCCGCACAGCUCUGGGGAUUCUGCGUCUUUACGAGGACAUCCUCACACACAUGGACUUCAUCCACAUCGCUCAGUUCCUGACGCGCCUGCCGGAAUACAUCUCUGCUGAGGAGAUCUUCUCCAGCAUAACCACCAUCAACAUGAACAGCAAGAACAAGAAAUGGCCACAAGUUCUUCAGGCUUUGCAGAAAGGACAAGACCGUGGCAGUCCACUACUGAAACGCUAAGGAUGCAUCCUCAUGUCUUCACUUCCGCCUCACAGAGACUAAGAGAGGAACUCAUGUUGACUGUGCAUGGGUACUCCUGCAUACCUCUGGUUCCUCAUCAGAGAAUAUCAGUUCCAGUGGCCACUGUAUGUGUCCUCUUCCAUACAAACUGACGUGUAGGAACACAAACUGACCUCACAGGGCUGGAACGGAGGAACACAUCACAUGAAUGUACACUCCCGGCUCUCAAUUAGGUGUGGCAAUGUUCUAAAUUGUUUCAUGUCUCUGUCCUCUCAUUACCUUCACCUUCACCCUUUCUUUUCUGCCUCCCUCAGCUUAAACGAGGCAUUUCCAUUUUAGCAAAAUAAAAUGUUUUGCUGUGGUUUUCUGAGGUGGUUUUUAUUUGUUUUUCUCAUGUGUUGUUUUACCAUUGUUUCUAAGACUUAUUGCACACUGAACUAUUAUUUAUUCUACCUCUUACUCCCUGUCUGUAAUCUGUGUUUCUGUUCUCUGUCUCUCAAAUGUCUGUCUUUAUUCAGAGACUUGAGUUGAUACUGAAAGAUCAUGUUCAUGUUAUUGUUACUGGAUUUUCUGUCCCUUUUUAUUUAUUUUUUUUUAUAGAAAGUCCAAAACCAAAUAUUCUGGAAGAUUAGUGUUUCUGAAGUUACAAAGUUUGGUUUCAUCAAAUUCAUGCUUGCAGAACAGGACUUUAGCAUAAUAAAUGUGGCUUUAACAUUGUGGUGCAGCUUGGCUCUCAUGGUGGUUGAAGUGUUGAAAAGAAGGUAGAUGAAAGAUUGAGUAGGAGUAUGAGUUCAGCAAUGAUGGUGGUUUUCAGUCAUACGACUCAUUGCAGCAUUAUGCUUGACAUCUCAUAUUGUCUUCAUUAAUAACAGAGAAACAAGCCUCUCUAGAUAUUGCUGUUCUUGACAUUCAACAAUCAGAUAAAAUCUUAUUAUUCGAAAUUUAUGAAAUGUUAUGAUAUUUAAGUCUUUACUUGUUUCAUGUCAAUAACAUGCACUAAACUGGCCUAAUUUUUGGGACCAUAAUAUGUAACGGCAAUAACAGCAUUUUUCACUUGUUGGUUGUUUUUUUGUUUGUUUUUUUAAAGUUUAGAUAAGUGAAUGUCAUUUUGGUGAAUGUUUUUCACUGAGAAGUAUGAACAGUAUCACGUUAAACAUUCAGAUGCUUAUUUAUUAUAUUGAUUAGAAUUCAUGGAAGUUCAUGGAUUAUUAUUUUGGUGAGGAAAAAGACCUAAAUUUCAUAUCCUCAGAGAGUGUGUGUAUACUGUAUGUACACACAGUAAUAUGUAAACAAGUUAUGAAGGCACCAGAAUAUUGAAUGGCACUUUGAUAUCUUGCACACUCUAAAUUUAGUUUUUGUGCAGAUAUUAUCAAGAUAAUGUGGUGAGAUUUCACUGCUUUGUGAUCACUGUGAUCAAAGGAAAACACCCCACCUUUGUGGUCUAAACCACACUACUGCAAUAAGCUGCUUUGCACAAUUUUUUUUUUUUCAUAGAUUUUCACUGUCGUCUUUACUAUGCUCUCUGCUGUUUCAUGUUUGGUUUUAUUACCAUAUAGGAACCCUAGGAACUUGUUUUGUCAAUGUUGGCUGUUUUCAUUAUAAUCUGAUUAUUCAUUGCCCUCACUUUUAAAAUAUUUUUAUAUCUGGGGGACACACACCAGGAGCUUUAAGUUAAUGGCUUUUGAUUUUUGCCUUAAGUCCAAGGUUUUGAAAUAACUUGCAUAACUCUGAAAAAGAACUUAAGACUUCAUAUGUAUCCAGUGCAUUCAGCUGUUGUGAGUUCAAGUACAAUAAAAGACAAUCUUAAUAGUAAUGAAAGGUGAAGUGUGUGUGUGUGUGUGUGUGUGUGUGUGUGUCUAUAAACAACUUCAUGUUAUGUUGUGAGUACUUGAGUGUGCGCAUCAUCAUAAACAAUUCAUGCUGUUCAAAAGAGCAUAGGCCAUCCAGGAACACAGGAUAUGUUGAUAAUGAAGUACAGUAAUGUAUUGUGCAAUGUGUUUGUUAUGUGAGUGUUUUAUGUGGGAAUUGACAGAAUCAGGUGGUACGAUGAAGGCAUUAGGAUGUGCAAUGCAUCUGUGCCCACAUAUGAAUAACUGGCCAGUCCAAACUAUUUAAUGUGAGCUUUUUAUUCAUCUGUAUCAACGCUGUAUGAACACUGAAACGUGUGCAGACUGUGUGCAUGCAAUCCCACACUCGAAGCUUUCAGAUGUUAUUUGAGCAUGCACUGAUGCAGCUCGCUUUGACCAAUCUCUGUUCUUCUGUGUUUGUCCUUUUGUCCAAAAAUGCUGCCUUUGCUUUUGUUGUGUCAAUACAGAUGAUAUAGAAAUAAAUAAAGUUGUAUAUAUUCAUGGUC